This is a messenger RNA of Triticum dicoccoides, 576 nucleotides long. RefSeq lists its product as uncharacterized. The transcript has 2 exons. Bases 86 to 364 code for a protein of 92 amino acids. Lineage: Eukaryota; Viridiplantae; Streptophyta; Magnoliopsida; Poales; Poaceae. The record is from RefSeq and is a predicted model, not a curated record.
CAACGAAACACAAAGGAAGAAGAAGUGCACGUACGCAAGCGUAGCUGACUAGCUAGCCCCCUGCCCCUCUCCUGUGCUGCACGCCAUGGCGAUGCUGAAGAAGAACACGAACUCCCUGAUGUGCUGCGGCUUCGCGGCCGCCCUCAUGGUGGUCAUGGCUGCCACCCUCCUCGUCUUCUCAUGCGAUGCCCGCGAAGAGAUGGAUGAUCUUGCUGCUUCUUUUGUGCCGGCGUCGUGCUACUCCAACUACUUCCCACACUGCACCGACCACCGGUGCAAGAAGUUCUGCGGCGGCGCCCGCGAGCCGCCGGUCCCCGGAGCCUUCUGCAACGACCGAAGCAACUGCUGCUGCCCCGUUAGUUGAGCUCCGUGGAAACGAUUCAAGAUGCCUAUAAGCAUAAAUAAUUUUUAUGCUGAGAAAUAUAUUUGGGGAUGCUUUCAUGGAACGUUGGCCAGGCUCGGCAAGAAGUUUUUUAAUCUUUUGUAAGCCGGCUUUGGGUAAAUUGUUUGUCUUUGACUGCUCAUGGUGGGAAUAACUUUUGCAGUAAUAUAAAGUCUAACUCGCAAAUUUGCUUA